Paraglomus brasilianum is the source of this 231-nucleotide messenger RNA. NCBI's taxonomy places the organism in Eukaryota, Fungi, Glomeromycota, Glomeromycetes, Paraglomerales, Paraglomeraceae. The record is from the annotation of a GenBank genome assembly.
AUGGGAACAGACUUAAGGGUCGACCCAGGUAUUGAAAAAUGGGCGACCAUGCGAGGACGCACUAUAGAAUACUUUCGCAUGACGCCCAAGAAUUUCGCAUUGGGUAUCUUCACUUUAGGAAUAAUUCCAGCUGGGUUGUAUUAUUGCGGCGUAAAAUACCAGGGAAUGUGGGAUAUACAAGGACUUCGGGACGGUGAAUCGCCACGAGUUAAAAAAGACGACAUUAGCUAG